GGAUGUAUUACCAGUUGUCUGUGAAGGCCCACCACCAGUUUUUAGUAUUUCCAUCUUCUCUUCUGGCUCCUGUUUCCGUAGGUCCCUUUUUUAUUGUCAUAUAGCUUUUUUAAGGAGUCCAUUGUUCGAUGCCUCCCUUCAAGGCAAGCUGCAUUAAAUUUUGCAGUAAUUUUACUCCACGCUUGUUUUUUUGUUUUCGAUGAUCCCUUUAAAUUCCGUAAUUAUAGAUAG
Molecule: messenger RNA, 231 nt
Organism: Acanthoscelides obtectus
Lineage: Eukaryota; Metazoa; Arthropoda; Insecta; Coleoptera; Chrysomelidae
Source: the annotation of a GenBank genome assembly